GUUAUGUUAUUUCCGGGUUUGUCUGUACUUUGAUUACGCUACACUACAUGACGUACGUAGUAAUCCGUAUGUCCUGUCUUAUAAACAUUACCUUAUCACGACACGACAUUCGAUCACUAUAAACAGGCAUAGUAGUGCAAGAGAUAUUGCAUUUUGAGCUGAGCAAUUUAACACCUUCAAUAUAACGAACGUAACUAGAAAGAAAACAUUCGAGUAAAAAGAGAAAGAACAACAGAUAUGGACAGCACACUUCUUAGUAGCAGCAUUUUCAUAGGAGCCGGCCUUUGAUGAUGUGCCCUAUCCGCACGAUACUUUGACACGCGAACAUUCGAUUCACUUUUUUAUAAUAAACUGAGAGCAGUAUAGAACAUAAUGUGUGUACAUAUAAAUAAUGCCACUUUUUCAGUGAUCCUUCAGUUUUAAGAAUUAUGAUAUAACACGAAUGUUAUAUAUUUAAAGAGUCUAAACGUAUUAGCGGUCAGCCAGUUAUUUUUACAGCUAUAUUCUUGUGUUAAUGCGUGUAUAGGCGAUACACUUAUGAUUUUUUUGCAUGUUAUUAGAUUGUGCUAAAAUCUGCUAAACUUUAGGCAUGGCCGAGCAAGUUUCCAUUACGUACAGGUUACUUAACGAAGAUGACAUUGAUGACGUCAUUGCGCUUCUGUCUGAACAUUACGUCACUCGUGAGUCGACGUCUAAGUGUCUUUCUAUGACGAAAGAGGAGAUUUUGAGUUAUGCUGAUGAAAUAGCUAGGGAUGCAAUCCCGCAAGGCAUAAGUCUUGGUGCAUUCGAUGACGUGACAAAUGAACUGGUCGGCGUGACUUUCGGGGAGUGCGACUUGUAUAGAAAGCCUAAAAUAAAAAAUGAUAACCGAACGCCAAUUAAAAUUCAAUAUUUGCAAAGACUGUACGAAUGGUUUGAGUUAAUUCCAAGGAUUGAACACGGCAUCACCAGUAUCCUGCUUGCUGAUGUGCUGGCUGUUUCUACUCAAUAUUCGAACCGUGGAAUAGGCACUGAACUUACAAUACGGCAAGCUAAUUUGUUGGCAGACCUUGGUUUUACCUUCCUGUUGAGCUUUAUAACAUCUGAGAAAGCAUUGGCCAUUCACGCCAAAUUGGGGUCGAAAUGUUUAAAGAAAGUGGACAUGCGAACGUAUAGAGAUUCGCGCACUGGUGAAGCUGUAUUUAAACAUGCAGAACUGAAAGACAAUUGCAUACAAGUCAUGUGUAUAGAUCUACGUAACCUGCAGUCAAUCAAAAGCAAAGCAUGAAUUACUUACUACUGUGAACUAUAUCAAUUCCAACAGUGGCACUCAUUAUACUCCGUUAUAGAACUUAUUAUUAUACCUCAUUCGUAUUUAGGCAAAAAAGCACACUUUUCUUCGUUGCCUGAUAGUUAACUUAUUUUCUGUACCCUAAUUAAAAAUACUUAUAAACUUUAUGCUGUGUUAUGUUAUUGACCACGCUUAUAGUAGAGUAGGGGAAGAUAGUACACUUUUUCAUUCUAUUUUUUCGUCUAAUGGUACUAAUUAAAAAAAAUAGAGAGUUAUAAAACCGUAUCGCACGACUGCCAUAGACCGUUGUUAAUUGUUUAGUUAAAUCAAGAUCAGUAUGUUUGGAUAUUAUGUGCAAAAACUGUCCGAUCCUACCCUACAGUACUAUACAUUCAUUACAUAUGUUGAAUACAAACAUCCAUAUGUUCCCGCUGUGUUGGUUACUUCUAGUUUGUUUUUGAUUGAGCUUAAUCGACCGUUGUGGUACUGGGGGUAAUUAAUAAUAUGUCAAUUAGUAAUACGUGCUCACUCAUUUGAACCUAGUUCUGGAUGAAUAAUUUAUUCCGUUUUCUUCAGCAUGACAUAAACAAUUAGAACGCGAACAAAAUAGAAUUUUAUACAAACGAACAGAACAUUAAUUUUCACAAUGACAAAAAUAGCAUAGAUGUAAAGUGGCCCGUUCGCGUAACACAUGCGAACUGUACCGACUCUUUCACCCAACGUAUUUACAAUAUUUACAGGAGUUAUUGCACUUGAGUCCCAACUGACGAAUUGAUCAAGCCCUGGUGUUAACACACACAUAAGGGCCCUGCAUAUAGGUUCUGGGUAACAAAAUCUGGAUGAAAACGACAACACAACAGUGAAUGGGAUUGAAAUGAUUCGGAUUAUGUACAAAAAAAAA
Ciona intestinalis (vase tunicate) is the source of this 2171-nucleotide messenger RNA. The record is from RefSeq and is a predicted model, not a curated record. Lineage: Eukaryota; Metazoa; Chordata; Ascidiacea; Phlebobranchia; Cionidae.